UUAAGAAUCUACAAUCUUGUAAAAGACAUCCUAAUCCCAAUAUACCCUUGGGGAAAAUGCCACCGCUGCGCUUGACUUAGCUCACAAGUAAAGUCAUCUAUAUUCCAGGAUUGGGCCCUAUCUCAGUGUACGGAGUCCUCCCUUCUCUCUUUCAAAUGACUUGUUGGUCUGUUAGCGUUGGACUCACAUUGCACACGCACUCACUGUCUGACGAAAAGCCUCAGAGAGAGAAGAGACAGAGAGCAAGCAAAGCUAAGAAACCGCAAGGCAAUGCAAGACGGCGAAGCGUCCAGUGGUGCCGAUCGUUGCAACCCUGGUCACUCGAGCGUCAGUGCUGCCACCACCUCACCGCUUGUGGAACCGUCUUUGGAUGUCUCUGGGGUUGAUGAGAAUGGAAUUGAACCGGGUUCGAGAGCAAAGACGACUGAGAAAGACCCCAGAAAGAUCGCCAGAGAGUACCAGUUGGAGCUAUGCAAGAAAGCUUUGGAGGAGAAUAUAAUUGUUUAUUUGGGGACAGGUUAUGGGAAGACCCACAUUGCUGUGCUGCUUAUAUACGAACUGGGUCACUUGAUAAAGAAGCCCCAGAAGAACAUAUGUAUCUUUCUUGCACCUACGGUGGCUCUGGUUCAGCAGCAAGCCAGGGUUAUAGAAAAUUCAAUUGAUUUCAAGGUUGGGGUCUACUGUGGGAGCUCUAAGCGCUUGAGAAAACAUGAAGACUGGGAAAAAGAGAUUGAACAAUAUGAGAUUCUUGUUAUGACGCCUCAAAUACUUCUUCACAACUUAUAUCACUGCUUUAUCAAGAUGGAGUUCAUUGCGCUCUUGAUAUUUGACGAGUGUCAUCAUGCUCAAGUACAAAGCAGCCAUCCUUAUGCAGAAAUCAUGAAACUGUUCUACAAAACUGAUGUUGGAAAAUUUCCCCGUAUAUUUGGCAUGACUGCAUCUCCAGUUGUAGGAAAAGGUGCUUCCGAUUAUGCAAAUUUACCAAAAGUCAUUAAUAGUCUUGAAAAAUUACUUGAUGCAAAGGUUUAUCCUGUUGAAAAGAAGGAAGAAUUGGAUAAUUUCGUGGCAUCUCCUACAGUUAGAGUAUAUUAUUAUGACCCCACUAUAAAUAGCACAUCUAGCUCCUAUGCAACAUACUGUAGUAAACUUGAAGAGCUGAAACGCCAGUGCAUAUCAACACUAAAUCAGAAGACGGAUGAUCAUCAAAGUCUACGGAACUUAAAGAAACUACUAAGGAGAAUGCACGAUAACAUACUAUUCUGUUUGGAAAACCUUGGCCUUUGGGGAGCAUUAAAAGCUAGUCAAAUUCUUUUAAGUGGUGACCACUCUGAGCGAAAUGUAUUAAUAGAGGUGGAAGGAAAUUUCAGUGGUGACUCUGUAUGUGAUAGAUAUCUAGCUCUGGCUGCUGAAGUCUUUGCUUCUGAUUGUAAGACAGAUGGGAUUGCAUUCGAUUUGUCAUGUGUGGAGAUCUUAAAGGAGCCAUAUUUUUCAAGGAAGCUUUUACGCCUUAUUGGAAUUCUUUCAUCCUUCAGGUUACAACCAAAUAUGAAAUGUAUAAUAUUUGUAAAUAGGAUUGUUACGGCAAGAUUGUUGUCAUACAUACUACAGAAGCUUAAGUUUCUAGCAUAUUGGAAGUGUGAUUUUCUUGUGGGAGUCCACACUAGAGAAAAAUGUAUGUCACGGAAGACCAUGAACAUUAUUCUUGAGAGAUUCCGAUCUGGAAAGUUAAAUCUAUUGGUUGCAACUAAAGUUGGUGAGGAAGGACUUGAUAUUCAGACAUGCUGCCUUGUGAUUCGGUUUGAUCUCCCAGAAACUGUUUCUAGCUUUAUACAGUCAAGAGGUCGUGCACGAAUGCCUCAGUCUGAAUAUGCCUUUUUGGUGAACAGAGGCAACCAGAAGGAGCUAGAUUUGAUAGAUAAUUUUCAAAAGGAUGAAGAUCGAAUGAACAAGGAAAUUACUCAUCGAACGUCAAAUGAUACAUUUAUAGGUCCUGAAGAAAGAAUCUAUAAAGUUGUUUCAUCUGGUGCUUCUGUCAGCUCUGGAUAUAGCGUCUCAUUACUCCAUCAGUAUUGUUCGAAACUCCCGCAUGAUGAGUUUUUUCUUCCCAGCCCAGAGUUCUUUUAUUUUGAUGACUUGGGGGGUACUGUCUGCCACAUAAAGUUACCUUCGAAUGCUCCAAUAAAUCAAAUUGUUGGUACACCACAAUGUUCAAUGGAAGCUGCUAAACAAGAUGCUUGUCUGAAAGCAAUUGAAACAUUGCAUAAAAUGGGGGCCUUGAAUGACUACCUCUUGCCUGGGAAAGAUGAUGCAAAUGUAGAUGGAUUGGAGCUGGAUUCUUCAGACUCGGAUAGCUGCAAAGAUGAUAAUCUACGAUGCGAACUACAGGAGAUGCUUGUACCUGCUGCACUAAGAGAACCAUGGACCAACUUGGAAAAUUCUGUCAGUCUUAACUCCUACUACAUAGAAUUUAGUCCUAAUCCUAAAGAUAGGGUCUAUAAAAAGUUUGGUCUAUUUGUCAAAGCACCUCUCCCGUUAGAGGCUGAGAGAAUGAAACUUAAACUUCAUCUGGCUCGUGGUAGAUCUGUGAUGACAAAGCUUGUCCCAUCAGGAAUUGCAGAAUUUGAUAAAAAUGAGAUUAUGUUUGCACAGAAUUUUCAAGAAAUGUAUCUCAAGAUCAUCCUUGACCGAUCAGAAUUUAUUCCUGAAUUUGUUCCCUUGGGAAGGAAUGAUAUUAGUAAAUCGAGUUCAUCAACAUUCUACCUGUUGCUUCCGGUAGUUUUGCAUGAUAAUGAAAGUACAAUAACUGUAGAUUGGGAGAUUGUUAGGAGAUGUUUAUCGUCCCCAGUUUUCAGGGCUUCAGAAGAUGACAUGGUUAAGGAAUAUUUUCCUUUGGAUGAUGAACACUUGCACCUUAUCAAUGGUUACAGAAGUAUAAGUGAUGUUGAGAAUAGUUUAGUGUAUUGCCCGCACAAAAAGGCGUUUUUCUUCAUUACUAACGUUGUUCAUGGAAAGAACGGACGCGGCCCUGAUCAAGAAACAGAAACUUCAAGCUACCUGGAGCACUUAGAGCAGUUUGGCAUUCAACUUAAAUACCCUGGACAACCUCUUCUGCAUGCAAAACCACUUUUUUGCUUGCAUAACUUGCUACGCAACCGAAAAUCAGAAGAUUCAGAAUCACAUGAACUGGAGGAGUACUUUAUUGAUUUGCCUCCCGAGCUAUGUCAGUUGAAGAUCGUAGGCUUUUCCAAAGAUAUCGGGAGUUCAAUAUCUUUGUUGCCAUCAAUCAUGCAUCGUCUGGAAAACUUGCUUGUGGCCAUUGAACUGAGGCACACAUUAUCUGUUGCAUUUCCUGAAGGAGCUGAAGUUACUUGCGAUAGUGUUCUAGAAGCACUUACCACCGAGAAGUGCCAAGAGCCCGUUUCCCUUGAAAGGCUUGAAAUACUUGGGGAUGCUUUUCUAAAAUUUGCAGUUGGGCGGCACCUUUUUCUUCUGCAUCAUACCCUUGAUGAAGGAGAACUUACAAGGAAACGUUCUGACUUUGUAAGCAAUUCCAAUUUGUACAGACUGGCAAUUAGGUGCAAGUUACAGGUAUACAUACGCGAUAAUCCAUUUGAUCCCUGCCAAUUUUUUGCUUUGGGCCGCCCUUGUCUAGUAAUUUGUAACAAGGAAAAAGAAGGCAAUAUUCAUUCCCGACCUUCAAGUAGUCAAGCAGAUGAUGCAAGUUAUAGUGGAGUUAGAUGCAGUAAAGGACACCUCUGGUUACAUAAGAAAACAAUCGCUGAUGUGGUUGAAGCUCUUGUUGGAGCGUUCAUAGUUGAUAGUGGCUUCCGUGCUGCAACUUCCUUUCUUCGAUGGAUUGGCAUACAAGUGGACUUUGAAGCCUCACAAGUUGUUAAUGCCUGCAGAUCAAGCACUAACUACAUCCCACUUGCUUCUCGUCUGGACAUUGAUGCCCUCGAAAAUUUACUAGGGUAUCAGUUUCUUCAUAGAGGUCUGCUUGUACAGGCAUUUGUACAUCCUUCUUACAAUAACAAUGGAGGAGGCUGCUAUCAGAGAUUGGAGUUUCUUGGAGAUGCUGUCUUGGAUUACUUGAUCACAUCAUAUCUUUAUUCAGUUUAUCCAAAGUUGAAGCCUGGUCAACUGACUGAUCUGAGAUCAGUGUUUGUGAAUAAUAAGGCCUUUGCUAAUGUGGCAGUAGAUCGAUCUUUCGACAAAUAUCUUAUUUUUGAUACCAGUGGCCUUAGUGAGGCCAUUAAUAUUUAUGUCAACUGGAUUAAAACACGUGCACCAGAAGGGAGUUUUAUUGAUGGGCCAAAAUGUCCAAAGGUUUUGGGUGACUUGGUAGAGUCUUCUCUGGGUGCCAUUCUUCUUGAUUCAGGGUUUAAUCUGGACCUUGUAUGGACGAUAUCGCUUUCCUUUUUGGAUCCAAUCAUAAGGUUCUCGAGUCUGCAAGUUAGUCCUAUUCGGGAACUGCAAGAACUUUGCCAAGCUUAUAAUUUGAAUCUACAGUUUUUAGCAUCAAAGAAGGGUAAAAUGUUUUCGGUUGAAGCACAAGUGAAUGGAACAGAUGAUUGUACAACUGCUUCUGAAGACAACUUGAACAAGAAAGAUGCUAGUCGAAUUGUUUCGCAAAAGCUAUUCACAGAGUUGAAGGCUAAGGGCUACAUACCCAAGUCAAAAACUUUGGAGGAGGUUUUGAAGUCAAGCGACAAGAUGGAAGCCAAACUAAUCGGAUAUGACGAAACACCUAUUGAUGUAAAUACCCCUGAAGCCAUUGGAUUUGAAAAAUCAACGGUACAACCUUCUAGCGGAGAUUUUGAGCCCCAAAUCUUUCGCCUCACUAAAGUGUCUGAUAAUAAUAUCAGCUGCAUAACACCUGCUAUUAAAAAACAAUUUGGAGCCUUAAGGGGGCAGCCUUCUGGGACAAUUGAAAAUCAUAGCUGUGACCCUGACUCACAGACCACAGGUGGGUCACACAAAGGAACAGCAAGAUCACGUUUGCGUGAACUCUGUGCUGCUAAUUGUUGGAAACCCCCUUCAUUUGAAUGUUGCAGAGAGGAAGGACCAAGCCACUUAAAGUUAUUCACUUUCAAGGUUGUUGUGGAAAUAGAAGAUGCUGAAGAUGUGGUUUUAGAGUGCUUUGGUGAACCCCGGGCAAAAAAGAAAGAUGCAGAAGAGCAUGCAGCAGAAGGGGCCCUUUGGUACCUAAAGCACGAGGGAUACUAGAUUGAGACUGACUAACGUACACAAAUUUUUUGCUGAUGAGAUAGAGGGAACAUUGACACAGCGGCAGGUUUUGUAAAUUCUUGAAGAUCUCAAUGAAGGAAGCUUUAGACUGAAUCUAACAACUUCAAGUUGCAAUAUCUGAUUAUACAUCGAACAUGUUAAUAUGUAAUAUUAUUUUCUGAUUUUGGAUUUUUAUGGAAUGUAAUGAAUUUCUGAAGUGUAAAUGGAGGUGUAUUGAAAUGGAGUUUGAAAGAAAAAAUACGAAAUUGUAUUGAUUAA
Messenger RNA from Alnus glutinosa, 5505 nucleotides. Its product is annotated as dicer-like protein 4. Gene Ontology annotation, cellular component: nucleus; cytoplasm. NCBI's taxonomy places the organism in Eukaryota, Viridiplantae, Streptophyta, Magnoliopsida, Fagales, Betulaceae. Gene Ontology annotation, molecular function: protein binding; ribonuclease III activity; ATP binding. The transcript has 25 exons. The coding region runs from base 271 to 5226 and encodes 1651 amino acids. The record is from RefSeq and is a predicted model, not a curated record. Gene Ontology annotation, biological process: siRNA processing.